AUGGUUGACACCACAAUUAAUUUGCUUGAAAUCUUGUACAAAUGCGAUGAUGAUUCACCACCAAUGAUGAUACACAAUGAUAUAGGAUUGCGUGUAUAUAUCGAGUUGAAGAAGAAAAAUUAUGCGUUUAAUGAAUAUCCACUGUGUAUAACAGUGAAAGAGAAAGAUAUGCACGCUUUUAAUCGAAACGAGGAAAAUUCAUUUGUAUGCCUACAAAUUGCCAGUACAUAUGAUAUACAUAAUGGUGAUGCACUGCAAUUGAUUAGGUUUGAUAACGUAGAUGAUCCAGAAGUUGUAGAUUUUGAUGAAACUUCAAUAAUAGAUGAUCCUCUAAAUAGUACAGUUUCGGAAGGCAAGAUUUUACCACUUGCAUAUGCAAUUGUUGAUAAGAAGAAUGAUGCCUCAUGGGGGUGGUUCUUCGAAAGGUUCAAAGAAGCAUUCGGUGGUAGAGAUGACAUGUGCAUUGUAUCGAACAGAAAUGAGAGCAUAGCGAAGGCAGCUUCAAUAGUGUAUCCUCAAGUUUCUCAUUAUGUUUGUAUAUGGCAUCUAUGGAAUCACAUAAAUGACAGAUAUAAGAGGAACCAAGAAAAGCUAAGAGAGAUAAUUUUUGCUACGGCAAGAGCAUAUACCAUUCAAGAGUUUAAUCACCAUAUGACAGAGAUGGAACAAAUAGAUGGAAGAGUGAAGGAUUACUUAUUUGAUAUUGGGUAUCACAGGUGGUGUAGAGCGCAUGCAAAAGUCAACAGGACAAUGACAAUGAUUUCCAACAUUGCAGAGUCAUUAAAUUCGGCAACUAGGGAAGCGAGGGAACUUCCGAUACAACAAUUACUAGAAGAAAUUCGAAUGUUGAUCAACAGGUGGAACUACACAAAUCGAAACACUGCACAAACGACAUUUACAAAGCUUAUCGUAAAAUACAAUGCUAUACUGGAUGAAAAUUUUGAUGCAUCACAACAUAUGAUGGUGAGACCAUCAACUGAAAACUUACAUUUAGUUAUUGACAGUGGGAGGUUGUUCAUCGUUUGCCUUAGGGAAAGGACAUGUAGUUGUAGAAGGUUCCAGUUAGAUCAAAUCCCUUGUCCGCAUGCGUGGGUGAUUUUGAGGUCAAAAAACUUGGAGGGUGAAGAUUAUUGCUUUAUGUACUACAACAAUGAAUACAUGUUGAAAGCAUACGACAUUCCAUUUUAUCCUCUUCCAGAUAAAAGUACAUGGACAAUACCUGUAGAGGUAUUAGAACAAGUUGUGUUGCCACCAGUCGGGAAUAAGAUACCUGGAAGACCUAAGAAGGUGAGAUACUAG
Molecule: messenger RNA, 1299 nt
Organism: Nicotiana tabacum (common tobacco)
Lineage: Eukaryota; Viridiplantae; Streptophyta; Magnoliopsida; Solanales; Solanaceae
Source: RefSeq, a predicted model, not a curated record